Jaminaea rosea is the source of this 1362-nucleotide messenger RNA. Its product is annotated as heme oxygenase-like protein. The transcript has a single exon. Gene Ontology annotation, biological process: heme oxidation. Gene Ontology annotation, molecular function: heme oxygenase (decyclizing) activity. NCBI's taxonomy places the organism in Eukaryota, Fungi, Basidiomycota, Exobasidiomycetes, Microstromatales. The coding region runs from base 1 to 1362 and encodes 453 amino acids. The record is from RefSeq and is a predicted model, not a curated record.
AUGCCCUGCCCCUUUGCACGCCUCGCCGCCUUCGCAAGUCCAAUCGAUAUCGCAGCAGCCAAGGUAUACCAUCAACAGAACAAUCUCUACAGUGACAACGGUGCAUCCUCCUCGAAGCCCGUCGCCUCCUCGUCAGCAUCCUUCCCCCCUCUCUCUGAAUAUCUCAAGCAUGCCACAGCCAAGGCGCACCGAGAAGUCGAGUCGAGUCAAGGCGUGCGGCAGCUCAUGGGCUUCGCGUCUUCCUCGUCAUCAUCGAGCGAUUUCACCUUCUCUCGACUCGACUACGUACGCUGGAUGAUCAUGCUAGCCUGCAUCUACGCAGCACUCGAGGCAUCUCUCACUUCGGCCGGUAACAAGGCAGCCGAGAUGGCUCCAGCCCUUGCUCCCCUCUACGCUUCUCGUCCGGCCUCGGCACCAUGCAGGACGCUCCUCAAUCACCUGGCACGCUUUGACGCCACCAUGGCAGAUAUCGAAGUCCACCUCAGAGUCUUGCAGAGCAGCGAGGCCAACGAGGAGGGGGCUGGGCUCAGCCUCAGCGAGAUCGUUGACGUGCUAGACGACGACGACUCCGAGGCAUCAGCAGAGCUUCGCUUGUCGAUUGCACCCGUCCUCUCGCUCCUACAGUCCUCGCCGUCUUCCUCCAAGCUGCAGGACGAUCACCUUCGACUCCUUCACCCAGCCCAAGCCCUCGCCACUGCCCAAUACGUGCGCCGCCUCACGGACAUUGCCGGCAUCGGGGGCGAGCCUGACCUUCUCCUGGCACACAGCUACGUCCGCUACCUCGGCGACUUGAGCGGCGGGCAGCACAUCAAGAGGAGGAUUGAGAAGCUUUUCCCCCUCCCUGCCGCUCCCUCACCGUCGACUGGUGGCUUUGACUUCUACGACUUCCCCUGCCCCACAUCAGACGAGGACCUGUCCGCCGGCGCAUGGCACCGCGAGCUCAAGGAUCGCUUCCGAGACGCGAUGGACGCUUCGGUAUCUGCUAGUGCCGGGAUGGACAGGACAAAGAUGAUGCGAGCACAAGGUCGCGAGGCUCGUCUGGCCUUUGAGCUCAACAAGGACCUCUUCGAGUCGCUCGUGGGGAACAAGCCGGCUACGAUCUUGCCCGAGCUGGGCAGCGAGAGCGAGUGGAGCGAGGAGGAGGCGGACGAGUUGCUUGCUACUAUUCCUCCUGCCAUUCAGCAACCCAUAUCGGGCGGCAAGUCAACCACAAUACCCGGCAUCGGGGCAAAGCAGCUCCUCGCCCUCUCCUCCAUGACAGCAGCCCCUCAUACAGCCGUCCUUCCCCUCGUGUGCUCGGCUCUCGUUGUUGCCGUGCUCGCAAGAGGCGUCGUAGCUGUGGCUGCCGCGGCUACAGCCUGA